Messenger RNA from Myxozyma melibiosi, 1972 nucleotides. RefSeq lists its product as uncharacterized. Lineage: Eukaryota; Fungi; Ascomycota; Lipomycetes; Lipomycetales; Lipomycetaceae. The coding region runs from base 191 to 1771 and encodes 526 amino acids. The record is from RefSeq and is a predicted model, not a curated record. The transcript is spliced from 3 exons.
ACAAACGCGGCGUCAAAAUCACAGCAUAUAAUUGUUAAUGUGAUGCCCCGAGCGUAUUUCGAUUCCACGCUCCACCUCGUUCCGCGCUUCUUCGCACGCAAAACCCCAUUUUGAAUCCUUUCUCUCUCUCCCCACCCACCCUCCUUCCCUCGCCCUUCUUCUCAAUCCACUACUCCUCCCUUUUUGGCAAAUGGCUACUCCAGAACCCGUCCCCGCAAAAGAACCGGCCGCCGCGCCGUCCACAUCUUCGAAGAGACCGCCGCGCAGACGGAAAGCCAAACAGCCCAAACCAGCGCCCGAAGACACCGCUGCCGAUGCCGCUCCUGCAGCGCCAACCGCCGUCGAGACCGCUGCUGCUGUCGAACCCGAGCCGGAGACCGCUGUGCCGGAGCCAAUUGAGGUCGAAGAGCCUGUUGUGCUGUCCGAGGACGAGCUCAAGAAUCCGUAUAUCGAGACUGUGCAAAAGCGUGUGCGUAAUCUGCAGAAGCGAAAGCUAAAACUCGACAAAUACGAGGAACAAGCAGCGACCCCCGACGCCCUCAAACUGAACGCAGACCAGCUGCUCGCGCUCAAGCAGAAAGAUCAAGUAAUUUUCCCGCUCAAAGAACUCGAUGAUCUUACCAAGUCCUUCAAGAUCUUUGACGACGAAGCCAAGACCAGCAAACUCGCCGCCGCUCACGCGCGCAAGUCCGAGAUCGCGAGCGCGGUCGCGCAAGCAAAGCAAGCUGCGAAAGCCGAGGAACGCGAGCGGAUACGAGUGCUUGUCAAGUUUCUGCACGCCGCGAGCUGGAAACGGCAAUUUCCGAGCAAGGAUUCGUCGCCGGCCGAGCUCUCUGCGUUUGAGAAUCUGCUGGCGCUGAUCUACGCGGGUGAUGAGGCGGCGGUGGAUGCGGUUGAGAAGUUGGCGGGCGGGGCAGACGAGCUUGUGGCUGCGGGCGAGGAGGUCGCGACGGCGGAGAACUCGUUGACGUUUGCGCAGGUCAAGCAGUUGUCGCUCGACCAGGUCGACGAGGUGGUUGACGACGAGACUUCUGCUGAGCAGUCAAAGAUUGAGACGGCAGAUGUGCCUGCUAAAGAGGAGGAGAUCGUGCUUCCUGCCGCGCCGGCUUUACUAACACCCACACCCCCAGAGACGAUAGUAGUCGCCGCCACGCUCCCGGACGACGACGAAGACGAAAACACGCCUCCUGCAAUCAAGAUGAUCAAAGUGCCCGUCCGCCGCCACGAGGACAUUUUCCUGAACGAGUCCGAGCUCGAGGCCGAGGAGUUGCUCCCCGCUGCGGACGACACCGAGACCGACGCGAUCCCAUCUCUUCCCCCGUUGCAGACCGCGACGAGCGCCUGGGCGCCGCUGCCGCAGCAAAACGGCAUCCCGCCACCUGCGCAGACACAGAUCGACGACUCGCACGCAAACACCGCUGCGAUCGUCGAGUGGGACGAGCCAGUCUCCGAACAGCAGGACGCUCCUCUCGACUGGGCCGCGUCCUCUCCUCCACCCAUGACCGCCUCCGUCGCCACCCCUGUCGCCGCUGCGGAGCCGGUGUGGGAAAAAGUCGGCUCGUCGCAAUCUAACUCGCGGUUCGGCGCGCGAAAGCCGAAUGCCGCGCCGCCGUUUCAGCAAACCACAAACGGGCAGCAGCAGCAGCGCAACAAUCGACGUCCGAGAGGUGGAUUCGCAGGUCGAGGCGGCGGGUUCAUGCGCGGUCGGGGAAACGGACGGUCGCAGAAUCAGCGGCCCCAGCAGCAGCAGCGACAAAUUCCUGCUCAGUAAAAUAGCGAGACUACUCUUUUCGUUCUUGAUCAAAAGUUUAUGCAUAACAUACUAAUUUCCAAAAGAUGCAAAAGAAGCAAGGAAGAAGAGAGAGAGAAAAAAGUUGGCAUAUAUCUGAACGUGCAUUUGCUUGUAUUUGAUUUAAACCUAGCUGAUUUUGUAUAUUCAUUUGCUUUGUAAUUGCGGAUUGUUUUUCUUGUA